Lolium perenne is the source of this 877-nucleotide messenger RNA. RefSeq names its product non-specific lipid transfer protein GPI-anchored 7. Lineage: Eukaryota; Viridiplantae; Streptophyta; Magnoliopsida; Poales; Poaceae. The record is from RefSeq and is a predicted model, not a curated record.
CAUUACAUCGCCCAAGAUCACGGAGCGCGCGGCCGGAGAGGCUUAACGAGUCAAAACAAACCUCGGAUCGAUCGUACCUGCGACGGCGCCGAUCGGUCGUCCCGGAGGCAGAUAGAGCUCGCUCGCGCGCGCGCGCUCACGAUGCGUCGCUCCGCCGUUCGCGUCGCCGUGCUCCUCUUCUCCCUGAUCCUCGUCCUCCCGAGGCCCCGCACUGCCACGGCCGUCGGCGCUCCCGCCGCCGCCCCCGCACCCGCCCCUGGCAGGAGCAUCAUUCCGGAUCCGCUCCUGCCGUGCCUGGAGGAGGUGCUGCCGUGCACGGCGUACCUCAAGUCGUCCAAGCGCCCCGCGCCGACGUGCUGCACGGCCCUCAACCGCGCCGCGGGCACCGAGAUGCCGUGCCUGUGCCAGCUGCUCGCCGACCCCGGGAUGCUCCUCGACUUCAACGUCACCAGGGAGCAGGCGCUCAGGCUCCCCACGCGCUGCGGCCUCCCCGUCGGCUGCCGCGCCGGCGCCACCGGCUCCUCCCAGCCAGUUGUGGAGGCGCUGCCGCCGCCACCAGCUGUUCGACCGGCGCGCCGUGCUGGCGAUCCGUCGAGAGCCGGCCGGUGCCGGAUAAGCAGCGUCGGGCUUGUGAUCGCGACGGUGCUGUUCAGCGGAUUGGCCUCGAUCUCGGUGCUACUUUAGGCUUCUUGGACGACCUCGAUCCGGAACCCGGGAGAAUUCUUCUGCUCUGCAGCUUAGUCGUACAGAUACAGUGUCUUUGGUUUUCACAUUACCCGUGUAGAGCCUCAGUUUUUUUAGUGCUAGAAAAAUGCACUGAUUGUUGCGUAUCAGCUGGACCAAAUGAACAGUGCUAACAAUGGUAUUUUCUUCAUUA